This is a messenger RNA of Triticum dicoccoides, 1291 nucleotides long. RefSeq lists its product as uncharacterized. The record is from RefSeq and is a predicted model, not a curated record. NCBI's taxonomy places the organism in Eukaryota, Viridiplantae, Streptophyta, Magnoliopsida, Poales, Poaceae. Bases 411 to 878 code for a protein of 155 amino acids. The transcript has 4 exons.
UCAUUCGUCCUCCUUGUCUCCUUCUCCUAUCCCAAACCUAGCCGUCGCAUCGCCCCGUCCCGCUCUCCCGUGGUCGCUCGCCGCCGCCCGCACUGGCGCCGCGACCUUUCCUCUCUUCAUCGCGCCGCCACCUUCCCUUCUCCUCCGGCCUCGCCUCUUCCUCCCUUCUCCUCCGGCGCCUCCUCCCAAGGGAAGUGAAGGGAAGGAUCGAGUGACAAGGUGAGGCCCAAAUCCACAUCGGCAUCAGCGCUUCGUCGUCGACUUCAUCCCCGACCGUCCUCCAGGUAGGCCAUGGAGGUCCGGUCCGGCCCGGCAGCGGCCAUGGAUGGAGACGCCCAAAACCCUAGCCCUCCAAGGACGUGCGCCGGCUGCAGGCCAUCUCCGGCGAGCUCAUCCACGGGUCUCCGACUAUGCUGCUCCGAUCUGGAAGAGGGGGUGGAGCUGCUACUGUUGCAGGUGAACGAGACACGAGGUCUCAUGGCUGCUCCCUCCUCCUACCCCUUGACGUGGUUGCUCUGAUGAGGACAAGCUGCUUCUGCAGGUGGACGGGCCCUCAUGGUCGCUGCACUCUCUCAUCGGAAGUUGGCAGGAGAAGCAUCGGCCGCCGAAGCAGACGAGCCGAGCCAUUAGUGGCUGCAUCUUUGACAUCCUUUCCUAGCGUGCUCGCCAGCGUACGUUGUCCACUGGCAGUAGCAAGGAUCUGGUUAUAUGGUGCAGGAUCAUGGUGCAGGACCCAGGCCACUCAAACUCAAAGCAUACUAACAACCAGGCCUGGAGAUAUAGUUUGCACAAUGUUCUGUUCUGCCAUAUGCCAUUUUGAUAUGGCUAAAAUGUUAGCUUUUGAUAUGUGUCAGAAUUAUGUUGCCCCACCAGCCUGAAAAUGUGAUAAAUAAAAGCCUACAGUGCUCAUUUAUUUGUAUUUACAGGCUUCGUUGUGCAUAUGAUUUACUCUUUGUUCCAUAAGAUCACAUUUUGGUAGUGGUGUAAGCUGAACCUUGAUGUUGUUGCUGCUGUAUUCUGUAAUGGAAUUGUUAGAUAAGGUAGUUAACUAUCUCUAGCCAUAGGUCUUAUAGUGGUGCAGAUUCAUUUUCUCUGCUAGGAGUUUACUUAAUUACAGAACAUUCCUGAAUAGUUACAUUAAGCUAGCCAUGUUCCCAGUAAGCUCAGAAAUUUCCUGGCAUACACUUGACACCAGUUAUCUCUCAUAUUUCCCUGAUUUCCAUAGCUGUGUUGUAUCCCUUACAUGUUGUUUUAGUCGGUCUUUGCGAUUGGUUCACUUAGAGGCUUAUUU